AUGCCGCUGGACUCCUCAAGCUAUAGCCUGGCUCAAUUCUCCACCCAAGCAGCAGCAGACGGCUCCUCCUACCUCGAAAUGGGCCAGACCAAAAUCAUCUGCACCGUGAACGGGCCCCAAGAGUCCAAACGCGGCGGCGGCAGCCGCGACCAGUCCAACGCCGCGCGCAUCGAAACCGACAUCUCCAUCGCCGGCUUCAGCGGCGUCGACCGCAAACGUCACGGCCGCGGCGACAAGCGCACGCAGGAGAUGCAGCAUACCGUCUCCUCGGCCUUCAGCAGCACGCUGUUCACGCAUUUGUUUCCGCACAGCACGAUUGCGAUUGCGAUACAUGUGCUUUCGCAGGACGGGAGUCUGCUGGCUGCGUGUUUGAACGCGGCGACGUUGGCGCUGGUGGAUGCUGGGGUGCCGAUGAGUGAUUAUGUGGUGGCGUGUACGACGGGGUCGACGGCGAGUUAUGCUAGUAAUGAUGAGGAGGCUGAUCCGCUGCUCGAUCUUAAUGGGUUGGAGGAGCAGGAAUUGCCGUUCUUGACGGUGGGGACGAGUGGUGGGGAGGACAAGGUGAAUGUGCUGAUUAUGGAGACGAGGGUGCAGAUGGGGAGGUUGGAGGCGAUGAUUUCGGUGGGCUUGGAUGGGUGCAAGCAGAUCAGAGGCAUUCUGGACGACAUUGUGAGGGAGCACGGGAAGAAGGCGCUCAAUUCAAGGGUGAACUGA
Molecule: messenger RNA, 714 nt
Organism: Saxophila tyrrhenica
Lineage: Eukaryota; Fungi; Ascomycota; Dothideomycetes; Mycosphaerellales; Extremaceae
Gene: SKI6
Product: Exosome non-catalytic core component
Exons: 2
Coding region: 1-714 (237 amino acids)
Biological process (GO): rRNA catabolic process; U4 snRNA 3'-end processing; poly(A)-dependent snoRNA 3'-end processing
Cellular component (GO): cytoplasmic exosome (RNase complex); nucleolus; nuclear exosome (RNase complex)
Source: RefSeq, a predicted model, not a curated record